UCCUCAGGGAGCGCCAUCGAGAAACAGGAGAAACAGACCGGGAGCAGACGAGAGCACCAAGGCCCGAGAGGUUAAGAAUCCUGCUCCGUCCUCUCGUGACCCUGCCCAGCCAGCCCGGCUCCUUAGGCUUGGGAUCCUGAGCACUCCUACAGCCCAUGAGGCUCCCAGUCCCCACUGAGUGCCGCCCUGAAGGAUGUCCCAGCUCUCCUCCACCCUGAAGCGCUACACAGAAUCGGCCCGCUACACAGAUGCCCCUUACUCCAAAUCAGGCUAUGGCACCUACACUCCCUCUUCCUACGGGGCCAACCUGGCUGCCUCCUUCCUGGAGAAGGAGAAGCUUGGUUUCAAGCCAGGCCCCCCAACCAGCUUCUUCACCCGUCCCCGUACCUACGGCCCCUCCUCCAUCCUGGACUAUGACCGAGGCCGCCCCUUGCUGAGACCCGACAUCAUCGGGGGUGGUAAGCGGGCGGAGAGCCAGGCUCGGAUCGCCGAGCGGCCCUCAGGGAGUGGACUCAGUGGGGGCAGUGGAUUCCCUUAUGGAAUGACCACCAGCUCCCUCAGCUACCUGCCCGUGAAUGCCCGCGACCAGGGGGUAACCCUGACCCAGAAGAAGUCGAACAGUCAAUCCGACCUGGCCCGGGAUUUCUCCAGCCUCCGGACCUCAGAUAGCUACCGGAUAGACCCCGGGAACCUGGGCCGCAGCCCCAUGCUGGCCCGCACGCGCAAGGAGCUGUGUGCCCUGCAAGGGCUCUACCAGGCAGCCAGCCGCUCCGAGUACCUGGCCGAUUACCUGGAGAACUAUGGUCGCAAGGGCAGUGCACCCCAGGUGCCCAGCCAGGCCCCUCCCUCACGAGUCCCUGAAGUCCUCAGCCCCACCUACCGACCCAGUGGCCGUUACACUCUGUGGGAGAAGGGCAAGGGCCAGGCCCCUAUGUCCAGCCGCUCCAGCUCCCCAGGGCGAGACACGAUGGAAACCUACUUCACGACCUGUGCACUCAACAAUGGUCCAGCAGUGCUCUUGGAAGUGCCCAGCUACCCCCACCUACACUGCGAUUCUUACCCUCUACUUUCCCAGCCAACAUGCUGGGGUCCCCUGCAGGCCCUGCCCCCUCCUGGACUGAAUGCUGAGGCCCCCAGACCACCAGUGUGCCCUGUGAAUUCUAAGAGCGCCCAGGGUCUGGCUGGUCUCCGAAACCUUGGGAACACGUGCUUCAUGAACUCCAUCCUGCAGUGCCUGAGCAACACCCGGGAGCUGCGAGAUUACUGCCUCCAGAGGCUGUACGUGCGGGAGCUGAGCCACAGCAGCAGCGCGCACACGGCCCUCAUGGAAGAGUUUGCAAAACUAAUCCAGACCAUAUGGACCUCAUCCCCCAAUGAUGUGGUGAGCCCCUCUGAGUUCAAGACCCAGAUCCAGAGAUACGCCCCGCGCUUCGUCGGCUACAAUCAGCAGGAUGCCCAGGAGUUUCUUCGUUUCCUUCUGGACGGGCUCCACAACGAGGUGAACCGGGUCACAGCGAGGCCCAAGUCCAACCCUGAGAACCUGGACCAUCUUCCUGAUGAUGAGAAAGGGCGCCAGAUGUGGAGGAAAUAUCUAGAACGGGAAGACAGUCGGAUUGGGGAUCUCUUUGUGGGGCAGCUGAAGAGCUCCCUGACGUGUACUGAUUGUGGUUACUGUUCUACUGUCUUUGAUCCCUUCUGGGACCUCUCACUGCCCAUUGCUAAGCGAGGUUAUCCCGAGGUGACUUUAAUGGAUUGCAUGAGGCUCUUCACCAAAGAGGAUGUGCUUGAUGGCGAUGAAAAGCCAACAUGCUGUCGCUGCCGAGCCAGAAAACGGUGUAUAAAGAAGUUCUCCAUCCAGAGGUUCCCAAAGAUCUUGGUGCUCCAUCUGAAGCGGUUCUCAGAAUCCAGGAUACGAACCAGCAAGCUCACAACAUUUGUGAAUUUCCCACUAAGAGACCUGGACUUGAGAGAAUUUGCCUCAGAAAACACCAACCAUGUUGUUUACAACCUGUACGCUGUGUCCAAUCACUCCGGCACCACCCUGGGCGGCCAUUACACAGCCUGCUGCCGGAGUCCGGUGACAGGCGAAUGGCACACCUUCAACGACUCCAGCGUCUCCCCCAUGUCCCCCAGCCAAGUGCGCACCAGCGACGCCUAUCUGCUCUUCUACGAGUUGGCCAGUCCACCCUCCCGCAUGUAGCAGCGAGGAGUACAGCCCAUCCUCCCUCCCCUGUGGUGGCCCCACAUCCGAAGUUCUUUUAAAAAGACAAACAACAAAAACACCUGACACGUAAGAGGAAGAUACAGUGAAGCUGCCAGGCAGGAGUUGCUGCAGCCUGGACGGUCUGGGGGGAGCCCGGUGCUCCCGAGCCCGCCUGGCAGGGAAGAUGGGACACUGCCGGGAGCCAGCACAGCGCCCCUCGGCUUCUCUCGUUUGCAUUUGUAAGCUUGUGGUUUUUCUCCUGUGUGUGAUAAACAACAACGGUCGGCGGGGAGAAGAUGCUCGUCCAAGCUGCCGGCUCCAGCCCCAACGCUUCCCGAGAAGACAGCGCCCUCUGGAGCCUGCUGGGAGGAUCACUGCCUGGAAGUGCCGUCCGUCUUCCCCUGGACCCUGCUCACCCUCUCUGGUCCAGGAGCAAGAGAAGCAUCCAUGAGCCGAGAGCCCUCUUAACGCUGCUAACUCCAGGGGCACAUGUGAGGGACAUCUUUGAAACAAGCUGUUUUUGAUUUUUAAAAGCCCAACUUUUUUUUAAUUAUCAUAACUAAAGUUUUCAGACUGGAGAUGCUCUCCUUCACACCUCUUAACAGCUGGGACAUUGUGCUGGUCAUUUUUCUUUUUUUUUAAUUCUUCAAAUAUAACUUAUCUAGUGCUAGCCCCCAGUGGUGCUAGGUGGGAGUUGGCCAGGCCCCAAGCACAGCCACAGUAGGCCUGGGAUCUGAUAAGUUUUUUGGUUUUUUAAUGUUUUGGAUGGAAUCUAGUUGCCUCCAAGAAUUGUGCCUUAUAGCAUUUGGGGACCAGGGGGUAACUGCCCCUCCCUGAAAUAUCCCUCAGCCUCUGCCCUUUUCCCCAGUGCCGUGUUCAGAGCCACCGGCGGAGCUCAGGGUGAUACCCGCGGUCCCUGGCUGGCUUCGCAUCGCAGUGAGGUGAGAGGAGAGUA
Molecule: messenger RNA, 3158 nt
Organism: Vicugna pacos (alpaca)
Lineage: Eukaryota; Metazoa; Chordata; Mammalia; Artiodactyla; Camelidae
Source: RefSeq, a predicted model, not a curated record